AGCCUUCAUUAAAUGUUAUGUUUUAAUACACACAUUUACUAUUAAGUGUCCCAAAAUGUAAUUUUCUCCUAUUGUUUACAAGAUUAAUAUUGUUACAGAAAAUGUCACAUUCCCAUAAUGUAUUUUAUUUCCAGCAGAUGGACCCACAAGCAGGAAUAUCUCAGAAGGACAUCUAAUGUUAUCCCCGGAUUGUGACAUAAAAGAUAAUGACAGCAGACAGGAUUCUCCAGGAGAUAAUCCCAUUACCCCAAUUAUACAUCCAGCUCUAUCAGCUGAUCCCUCUGAUCCUGGGAAAUGUUCUCCUGAUCACUCUGAUAUUGGUGCAUCUGUUACAGCUCUGAGAGUAGAUACAGUGUUUCCCUGUUCUAUAGAUGCCAAAUGUUUUACACAGAACACAAAGCUUAUUACCCAUCUGGCAGCUAAGGCAGGUGAGAAGCCACUGAUAUGUUCUGAGUGUGGGAAAUGUUUUACCUGCAAAUCACAACUUGUUUCACAUCAGUGCAGUCACAAAGGUCAGAAGCCAUUUCCAUGUUCUGAGUGUGGGAAAUGUUUUACAGAGAAAUCACAUCUUGUUACACAUCAGAGACGUCACACAGGUGAGAACCUAUUACCAUGUUCUGAGUGUGGGAAAUGUUUUGCCCGGAAAUCAGAACUUGUUAGACAUCAGCGAAGUCACACAGGUGAGAAGCCAUUUUCUUGCUCGGAGUGUGGGAAAUGUUUUGCCCAGAAAUCAAAACUUGUUAUACAUCAGCGAAGUCACACAGGUGAGAGGCCAUUUCCAUGUCCUGAGUGUGGGAAAUGUUUUGCACACAAAUCAGAUCUUGUUAGUCAUAACCGAAGUCACACGGGUGAGAAUCCAAUUUCUUGCACUGAGUGUGGGAAAUGUUUUACACGGAAAUCACAACUUGUUAAACAUCAGAGAAGUCACACAGGUGAGAAGCCAUUUGCAUGUUCUGAGUGUGGGAAAUGUUUUACAGAGAAAUCACAUCUUGUUACACAUCAGAGACGUCACACAGGUGAGAACCUAUUACCAUGUUCUGAGUGUGGGAAAUGUUUUACACUGAAAUCACAUCUUGUUACACAUCAGCGAAAUCACACUGGUGAAAAGCCAUUUCCAUGUUCUGAGUGCGGGAAAUGUUUCACCCGGAAAUCACAACUUGUUAAACAUCAGCGAAGUCACACAGGUGAGACUCCAUUUCCAUGUUCUGAGUGUGGGAAAUGUUUUACAUACAAAUCACUUCUUGUAAUACAUAAGAGAAUACAUACAGGUGAGAAACCAUAUUCCUGUUCUGAGUGUGGGAAAUGUUUUACAUACAAAUCAACUCGUGAUGCACAUAAGAGAAGUCACACAGGUAUAUCACCAUUUCCAUGUUCUGAGUGUGGGAAAUAUUUUGCACAGAAAUCACAACUUGCUAGACAUCAAAGAAUUCACACAGGUGAGAGGCCAUUUCCAUGUUCUGACUGUGGAAAAUGUUUUGCACAGAAAUCACAUCUUUUUGCACAUCAGCAAAGUCACACAGCUGAGAAGCCAUUUCCAUGUCAUGAGUGUGGGAAAUGUUUUACACACAAAUCAGAUCUGGUUAGUCAUAACAAAAGUCACACAGGUGAGAAGGCAUUUUCUUGCUCUGAGUGUGGGAAAUGUUUUGCCCGGAAAUCAGAACUUGUUAGACAUCAGCGAAGUCACACAGGUGAGAAGCCAUUUUCUUGCUCGGAGUGUGGGAAAUGUUUUGCCCAGAAAUCAAAACUUGUUAUACAUCAGCGAAGUCACACAGGUGAGAGGCCAUUUCCAUGUCCUGAGUGUGGGAAAUGUUUUGCACACAAAUCAGAUCUUGUUAGUCAUAACCGAAGUCACACGGGUGAGAAUCCAAUUUCUUGCACUGAGUGUGGGAAAUGUUUUACACGGAAAUCACAACUUGUUAAACAU
Messenger RNA from Pseudophryne corroboree (corroboree frog), 1924 nucleotides. Its product is annotated as gastrula zinc finger protein XlCGF26.1-like. The transcript has a single exon. The annotation marks the transcript as partial. Gene Ontology annotation, biological process: regulation of transcription by RNA polymerase II. NCBI's taxonomy places the organism in Eukaryota, Metazoa, Chordata, Amphibia, Anura, Myobatrachidae. Gene Ontology annotation, molecular function: RNA polymerase II cis-regulatory region sequence-specific DNA binding; DNA-binding transcription factor activity, RNA polymerase II-specific. The record is from RefSeq and is a predicted model, not a curated record.